Molecule: messenger RNA, 1495 nt
Organism: Sorghum bicolor (sorghum)
Lineage: Eukaryota; Viridiplantae; Streptophyta; Magnoliopsida; Poales; Poaceae
Product: 5'-methylthioadenosine/S-adenosylhomocysteine nucleosidase 1
Exons: 8
Coding region: 464-1219 (251 amino acids)
Biological process (GO): nucleoside metabolic process
Molecular function (GO): methylthioadenosine nucleosidase activity
Source: RefSeq, a predicted model, not a curated record
CCGCGUGCGGCGUGCGUCUCGCCCUCCCUCAGUCCCUCUCUCUCUCUCUCUCUCUCUCUCUCUCUCUGUCUCUCAUCUCACGGUCAAUCGCCCGGUCGUGGCCCGCCCCCUUCUAGGCUCUAGCUGACAGCGUAACCCUAACGUCGAAUCGUCGGAGCUCGGACGACGGACGGCGCCGAACAGGUGGGCUUCGCUGCGCCUUGGACCCUUGGCCGUUGGCAGCGCAAGACACGAGUCGCGGCGGCGGCACCAGUCAUGCCGCCCGCCCUGUUGGUCCCAACCCGGCCCCACCAGUCCAGUCUCUAGUACUCCUAUAAGAGAAACGGAACGGAAUCACGGAAACCUGUUCUGUUCACCGCAGCGCCGUCUCCCUCGCUAUUGACUAUCGGAUUCCAUCCCUCUCCCCCCGUCGGCGACAAUCCGCCGCCCCCAAUCCGCCUGCUAGGUCCUUGCACCUCCGGCCAUGGCUGCCGAAGCUGGCCCAAUCUCCAAGGUCCUCGUCGUCGUAGCGAUGCAGACGGAGGCGAUGCCGCUCGUCAACAAGUUCAAGCUCGUCGAGGCGCCCGCCCACGAAUCCACUUUUCCUAAAGGUGCCCCAUGGGUUAGGUACCAUGGCAACUACAAAGACCUCCACAUUGACCUUGUAUUGCCUGGAAAGGAUGCUGCUUUUGGAGUCGACAGUGUUGGUACAGUAUCGGUAGCUCUUGUGACUAGUUUUUCCAUUCAAACAUUGAAGCCAGACCUUAUCAUUAAUGCUGGCACUGCUGGUGGCUUCAAGGCCAAAGGAGCAAGCAUUGGAGAUGUAUUCCUAGCAUCAGAUGUUGCAUUCCAUGACAGGAGGAUACCAAUACCUGUCUUUGACAUGUAUGGAAUUGGAGCACGGAAAACUUUUGCAGCUCCUAAUAUCUUGAAGGAACUUAAUUUGAAGGUUGGCAAAUUGUCGACUGGGGAUUCUCUGGAUAUGUCUCCCCAUGAUGAGGAGGUGAUACUGAGCAAUGAUGCUACAGUAAAGGAUAUGGAGGGAGCUGCUGUAGCAUAUGUCGCUGACAUGUUCUCAACACCAGCAAUCUUUCUGAAAGCUGUGACUGAUAUCGUGGAUGGGGAGAAGCCAACGACUGAGGAGUUUCUGCAGAACCUGAUUGCUGUGACAGCGGCACUGGAUCUGGCAGUCACCAAAGUGGUGGAUUUCAUCAGCGGGAAACGCAUCUCUGAUCUUUGAAAGCUCAUGGUCAUGAAAUCCAACACCCCACCCCCCCUGCUCUGAUGCCCGAUUCUAGACUAGGAUACAAUACAACAUGGGGUCAAUGAUUUUUUCGAUGUGUUCCAUAUGUGAGGUUUCACCUUCUUAACCCUGUGUACAAAAUUCCUGGCAAUUGCCAUGGGCCAGCCACUGUGGAAUUUUGGAGAAUAAUUUGCAAAAAAAAUGUACUUUGCGGUGCAAAUAUUGAUAUAUAAUAUGCUGGGGGGAUGGGAUCUCCCGUGGGAUUAGAUGAAA